UCCCCCACCCCAACCAGCUUCCCGAAUGCGUCGCUCGGUUCUUCUUUUAGAACGCUCAUCCACCAUUUCAUAAGAGCUCCGGUUUGAUCAAUUGGAAACUAUGCUCAUGUCGUCUUUCUGGAACCUUUUGGAGCUUUGGCGUUUUCUGCCAUUGCGCAACAUGGGAGGGCACGUUCGCCAAUAGCAGCCGGCUUAGCUUAGCUUUAGCUCACUCGUGCCGGACAGAGAUGACAAGCGCCUUCACUGCCCCUUUGUCGCCCGUUCAAAACAAUUCGUCGCCGCCGAUGUCCAUUUGACGUUUUUCGGCUUUCUCUUGCUGUUGUUGUUGAUGGAGACGUGUUGAGUCCUGCUCGCUGCCAAGCCAGCUUUUUCUUCCUUCCUCCCAAUUUUGUCACCCCACCCCCCACCCCACACACACACACAUACAAUUUUUGGGGGGGAAUAUGAGUGGCAUGCGCGUGGAUGCCAAGGUGGUGAUGUUGGGCAAGGAGAGCGUAGGCAAGACCAGCCUGGUGGAGAGAUACGUCCAUCACCGCUUCCUGGUCGGACCCUAUCAGAACACUAUCGGCGCCGCUUUUGUGGCCAAACCAAUCCAGGUGGGAGAGAAAGUGAUCACCUUGGGAAUAUGGGACACGGCCGGGUCCGAACGCUACGAAGCCAUGAGCAGAAUCUACUACAGAGGAGCCCGGGCGGCCGUCGUCUGCUACGAUCUGACCGACAGCAGCAGCUUCGAGCGAGCUCGUUUUUGGGUGAAAGAACUGCAAAACUGCGAAGAGCACUGCAAGAUCUACCUGUGCGGCACCAAAAGCGACCUGAUCCAAGGAGACCGAAGUCUUCGUCAGAUCGACUAUCACGACACUCAGGACUUUGCUGAAGAGAUCGGAGCGCAGCAUUUUGAGACCUCCAGUAAAACGGGAAGCAACGUGGACGAGCUGUUCCACAAGGUGGCCGAGGACUACAACAACGCCACUUUCCAGUAUAUGACGGAAGAAAGCGGAGUGAACCUGGGCCAGAAGAAAGAAUCCUACUUCUACUCGUGCUGCAACGGCAACUGAUGCCGCACCGGCGAAUGGAGGAACGCGCCGCAGCUGAACACGGGACGCCGGCGGAAGAGAAGCGAGAAAAAGAAAACGACAGCAAAUGGACAUUUCUUUUUUUUUUUCUUUUGCGCCAUGAACAAAUCAUUCGGAGGCGUUUGUGCCAAGCGAAGGCUUCAAUUUAGGAACAAACAUUUCAUCCGGAAGGGGAUCGCCACGCCUGUGCUGGGUGAAGACAACUGAGCUGCUGUCACUUUUUUUUUUUUCUUUUGGGUUGGGGCGGGGUCGAUGUUUUUGGCUCGUUUCCACCAAAAAUAGCCAAAAGGAUCAAAAAUUAGAGCACACUCAAUAAACGACGUCAAUUUGUUUUGUUGGCGCGGCGUCACCCCGUGCUGGUCGCCCACCCCACAAACUGUGCCAGUAGCGAGUACGGAUUUUGUUACCAUGGUGACUCAGACCCCUGUUCCCCCCCCCGCCCCAAAAGUGUCAAAUGUGAUACACAAGCCACCCCCCCAAAGAAAAAAGUGGAUUAUAUUUCCUGUGCAUUCAUGCAGGGCUGCUUACCUUUUCACUUUGGUUUAAAGUCCCCCCCACCCCCACCCCCCUUGUCGUGUCCGGACUGCCCAUGAAUGGCGCCUGCACAAAAGACCACCGGCAAGUGAAUCUGUCGCACAAUAUCUUGUACCGCCGGAGGACAUGAUUGGCCCCUUAAUUUGCACGGUCAGAGCCC
This is a messenger RNA of Hippocampus zosterae (dwarf seahorse), 1767 nucleotides long. RefSeq names its product ras-related protein Rab-24-like. The record is from RefSeq and is a predicted model, not a curated record. The coding region runs from base 444 to 1055 and encodes 203 amino acids. Lineage: Eukaryota; Metazoa; Chordata; Actinopteri; Syngnathiformes; Syngnathidae. The transcript is spliced from 9 exons. Gene Ontology annotation, molecular function: GTP binding; GTPase activity.